AAUCUCAAAGUGUUGGCACUUUUAUUUUGAAAUCCAUAACACUUCCGGGACAGCGAAAUUCGACUUGUGGCACUGAAAUGUUACGUUGUAGUUGAAUUGUCUCAGAUAAAAGUUUACCGUGAGUUUUGACAAUACUUUAACCUUAUUAGUUUUAGACAAGACGUGACAAUGUCUCAAGAUUGGAUAGGUUAUAGCUACGCUGCAUUAGUCUCGGCAGGAGGAAUCAUGGGCUAUGUAAAAGCAGGAAGCGUAACUUCACUGGUUGCAGGACUUUUCUUUGGGUUUUUAGCUGGAGUUGGUGCCUUCCUGAUGUCUCAGAAUCCUAAAGAUGCCAGGCUUUCUCUAGGUACAUCAGGAACACUGGCCAUUGUCAUGGGAAUGAGGUUUGUAAAUUCCUGGAAGUUCAUGCCAGCUGGUCUGAUGACAAUAGUAAGUGUACUGAUGCUGGGGAAGACUGCAGUGGAAAUGUUCAGGAGACCACAUGAUUCAUAAAUGUGAAGAAUAUAGGAAUUUCACCGUUUUUUUUUAUAUUCAAUGUUUGUGGUUUAUAUACACAGUUAUUUGAUAUCUGAAUUUAUAUCAUUAUCAUUGCAAAGAAACAUGUACAAUUGAAACCUUUCAAGACAAGCAUAUAAUGAAUGAAAAUAUCGAUAUUUAGCUACGUUUGUCUAAUUUGAAGCUUACAUGUACGGCCGAAGAAGGCUUUACUAUCUUUCUGUGAAUGUUAUAGCGUUGUAAAUAAUUUAUAAAGAUGACACACAAAAAAAAAGAUUUAACAUUUAACACAUACAUGACAAUAAAUCUAAAUCAGAGCGAUGUCCUCAUGACAGCUAGGAAAACAUUGAUAAGGACUUCUUAUCAUGUUUAGAUGUUGAACAAAUGUUCAGACUGUACCACCCCACCCAAAAAAUAUUUGAUAUACGGACAAAUGUUAUCUUCCAGAAAUAAGGUAUGGAUAUGUUGAACUCAUUGGCUGAGUUAGAAAUAAAAUUAUAAUUUUAUAUUGGUAAACAACUCACUCAAUCUAGUUGUUGUUGAAUAAAGAACUCACUCUAGAAUAACAAACAUGUAAUGAAGGUCAUGCUGAAUUAUUGUACAGUACACUGACUGGAACGAUGCUAGCUAGCUACAUGUUGAUCCAUCACAUGGUGUAGUACACAGAGGCUGUGACUGGAACGAUGCUAGCUACACUAUAAUGGGCUCAGCCAUACGACUAAGAAGAGUAUGUAUGUAGAAUGUGUCUCAAAUGGCACCCUAUUCCCUACAUAGUGCACUACUUUUGACCAACACUUUACAUGUUGCAUUUAUAUUUUGUUUUCCUUUUCUUUCUUUGCUGUUGUAUCUCUCUCUGAGAGUAUGGGUCGCUCAAACUAACACCUCUCUGAGAAUAUGGGUCGCUCGUACUGUCACCACUCUGAGAAUAUGGGUCGCUCGUACUAACACCUCUCUGAGAGUAUGGGUCGCUCGUACUGUCACCACUCUGAGAGUAUGGGUCGCUCGUACUGUCACCACUCUGAGAGUAUGGGUCGCUCGUACUAACACCACUCUGAGAGUAUGGGUCGCUCGUACUAACACCACUGAGAGUAUGGGUCGCUCGUACUAACACCUCUCAUAGAGUAUGGGUUGCUCGUACUAACACCUCUCUGAGAGUAUGGGUCGCUCGCACUAACACCUCUCUGAGAGUAUGGGUCGCUCGCACUAACACCUCUCUGAGAGUAUGGGUCGCUCGCACUAACACCUCUCUGAGAGUAUGGGUCGCUCGCACUAACACCUCUCUGAGAGUAUGGGUCGCUCGUACUGUCACCACUCUGAGAGUAUGGGUCGCUCGUACUAACACCUCUCUGAGAGUAUGGGUCGCUCGCACUAACACCUCUGAGAGUAUGGGUCGCUCGCACUAACACCUCUCUGAGAGUAUGGGUCGCUCGCACUAACACCUCUCUGAGAGUAUGGGUCGCUCGCACUAACACCUCUCUGAGAGUAUGGGUCGCUCGCACUAACACCUCUCUGAGAGUAUGGGUCGCUCGCACUAACACCUCUCUGAGAGUAUGGGUCGCUCGCACUAACACCUCUGAGAGUAUGGGUCGCUCGCACUAACACCUCUCUGAGAGUAUGGGUCGCUCGUACUAACACCUCUCUGAGAGUAUGGGUCCUUUGUACUAACACCUCUCUGAGAGUAUGGGUCCUUUGUACUAACACCUCUCUGAGAGUAUGGGUCCUUUGUACUAACACCUCUCUGAGAGUAUGGGUCCUUUGUACUAACACCUCUCUGAGAGUAUGGGUCCUUCGUACUAACACUUCUCUGAGGGUAUGGGUCCUUCACACUAACACCUCUCUGAGAGUAUGGGUCCUUUGUACUAACACCUCUCUGAGAGUAUGGGUCCUUCACACUAACACCUCUCUGAGAGUAUGGGUCCUUUGUACUAACACCUCUCUGAGAGUAUGGGUCCUUCGCACUAACACUUCUCUGAGGGUAUGGGUCCUUCGUACUAACACCUCUUUGAGAGUAUGGGUCCUUCGUACUAACACCUCUCAGAGAGUAUGGGUCGCUCGUACUAACACCUCUCAGAGAGUAUGGGUCCUUCGUACUAACACUUCAUUCUUUAUGUGCACGCGUUUUGUUCUAGUAGAAAUGCAGCUAUAAUAUGUCCUGUUCUAUCUAGCAUUGGUAUUUCUAUAUGAUGUGAAAUCUAGUGGCCCUUUGUGGGAACUUUAGAUUAUCACGGGUGUCUGCCAUUACCCCUGAUUGCGUGUGGCUCAGUUGGUAAAGCAUGGUGUUUGCAACACCAGGGUUGUGGGUUCGAUUCCCACCGGGGACCAGUACGAAGAAAAUGAAAUGAAAUAUAUGCAUUCACUACUGUAAGUCGCUCUGGAUAAGAGUGUCUGUUAAAUGACUAAAAUGUAAAAAAUGUGACUUUAUACCGGUAGGCUCUGAUUAAGGUCGACUGACUGAAAGCUGAGCCACAAUUAAAGAAAUGUGCAGAGACUA
This is a messenger RNA of Salmo salar (Atlantic salmon), 2986 nucleotides long. Its product is annotated as transmembrane protein 14C. Gene Ontology annotation, cellular component: mitochondrial membrane. NCBI's taxonomy places the organism in Eukaryota, Metazoa, Chordata, Actinopteri, Salmoniformes, Salmonidae. The record is from RefSeq and is a predicted model, not a curated record. Gene Ontology annotation, biological process: regulation of heme biosynthetic process.